AUGAAAAAAAUUGCCACUGGUCAUAAUAUUGAUAUUAAAUGGAUUUUUCUGGAAUCAGGACAUGGAAAAGGUGUUGCCGAUGCUAUUGGUGCUGCAAUAAAACGCAAAUUUAAUGAGAUUAUUGCGUUCAAUCCUGAUAAUUCGUUUCAAAAAGCAUCAGAUCUCGUCAAUAGUGCAAAAACAAGCACAGAUAUUAAGGUCUAUUUAUAUGAUACAACAAACAUUGAAAAUUUAAAGAAGACUAUUCCAAAGCUGAAAACAGUUAAGGGUACUGCAACAUUCCACGAAAUAUUGGUAACUAAGGAUAGUAAAAUUUAUGUCAAAACAGUGUCAAAUGAAAAAGAAAAGCUUUUAAAACUAAACUUUUAACUUAUUCAAAAUAUUCAACAAAUAUUUACUUCAUUAUUUGAAAGUUGAUUAUGUGAUAUAUUAAGCAGUUUUUAAUUGGUGAUAAGAACAUAGAUGAAUUUUUUAAAAUGUAUUUUAGAUUUCUUUAUAACUCCUUUUAUAAUUGUGACGUGUUUAAAUAAAAUAAAUAUCGAUAGGAAAUCCAUCAGAAAUACUAAAACUUGACGCUCUCAUAGAAAACCAUAAGUUAAGGGUUUUUGACGAUCUAAUCUGAAGAAACGAUAAGGCAUGACAAUAUUCCGCGAGGCUGAAACAAGGAUCAAAAUAUGAUUUUUGGGUCGCCUCUAACUUUUAUCCCUAUUGAAAUACACACGAACCUAUAUUCAACUCUAAUCGAUAGCAAAUAAUACAAGUAGAAGAAAGCGCAAGUUUGUACAGCCCAUAUCUCCCUUAAUAAUCGAUAAAGUGCUGGGAAACUUUACUUACGUACUACAGACAUAGAGUACAAUAAAAUGCACUUCUCAAAAAUUGUUUAGCUUCUCUUUCAUUCUUACGCGUUAAUUGUACCAAAAAGUUGCAAUUCACUCAUAUAUUAUAAUACAAAACGUGCCUCUAUAUAUGAAAAUUAGCAUUAGAUAUUGUCACAUUGAUACUGUUCGUUGCAAUCUCCUGCACUUUAGCUGUAGCCAAUUUUGAAUUUCCUGGAAAGCGAAAUUUAUCAUGCCCUCGAAAAAAACUCGUGAGAGCAAUAUUUCUGCAGAAAUAUUUUUCUUGCGCAUAAACUUUAUUGUCCUGGAUCGAAAUAAAUAGUGCGCGGAGAGUGAGUCAAGACGUAUUUUAUUCAUCUCGAGAAAUAUAUGCUCCUAAUUUCAAAGAUUCAAAAACAGUCGCUUUUUCUGGAAUAUUUUUCUUUCCAUGGUUCACUCGUAUAAAUAAGCUUGAGGGAUUUGUCUUCAGUCAAAUGUUCAUGUUAUUUUAGAACUGUUCAAGAGUUAAAUUUCUAAUGAUGCAAUGAAGGAUUCAUUUUCAUAUGCAUCAUUCUUCGAACGAAGAGAAAAUCUUUCCUUCUUUCCAACUAAAACGACGCAAAUAUGAGUCAACUUCCACCUAUUAAUAAAUGGUAGAAAACCGAUUAGAACAUGAAUCUCGGAGAACUUCAUUUACAAAUACAAAAACAAACUUUAUUUAUUUUUUCAGGUAGGAGUUUUCUCCGAAGAUACUCGUAGAAUUGGCAAAAAAGUAGUUUUUUAUCAAAUAAUCAUUCAAGUUGCUUUCGAUUGUUCGAUCUAUGAAUGCGCUUUUUCUGGUUACUGAGUGUAAAAUUGGAAAAGUUUUAUAAACGAAAGUUAAGCGCAAGAAAAACUUCGUCAAGAUGACAGAGAUAAUUUUUUUGAUAAUGGAGAGUUUUUUAGAGAGGAU
Molecule: messenger RNA, 1767 nt
Organism: Rotaria sp. Silwood2
Lineage: Eukaryota; Metazoa; Rotifera; Eurotatoria; Philodinida; Philodinidae
Source: the annotation of a GenBank genome assembly